AUCUUUCGUCAAACCUUCGCUGGUGGAAAAUCGGUCUUGGUGUUUCGCUGGCAGGAAUUGUUGCUCUGACCGUGGUUCUGAUCGUGGUCAAUCUUUUAGCGUACCCAGAAUCAUCACAGAUGAACUCGCAUGCAGUGCUGUUCCCUGCACGUUUAUGUGGCUCCAAGGAUAACAGCGUCUUACAGAGUCUCCAUCAGCUCCCAAAAUACAAUUCAUGCAUGUCUAGUGAGGCCUCUUGUGCAGCUGUUCCUUCUGAAAUCUGCAUAGACGUCCCAAAGAGCCCCUUAAACGCUGUGGUAAAUCAAACUGCCAUCAUUCCGGUCAAAAUUCAAGUCCCAAAGACUGACUGGGAUUUCAUCGAGGUCCUCUGGCACCAUGCCCAAGGCACUCCAGACGACUCCAUUCUGAAAUAUGGCUUGAGGUCAUGCAGUCCAAAGAGCAAACCGCAGCUGUGGUGGAAGCGUGAUUGCCGCCUCUUUUUAGAGGUGAUGCCAGCCCACCGGUCGAAGAUGUCGGCCAUGAUGAAUGCUUGGCUAAUCAUCUGGAAUGUAGAGGAGAAACACACUGGAAGAUACCAAGUGAACGUCAAAUCUAACAACAUGAAAGAGGCAUGUAGUUUUGUGGAGCUGAGAGUGACAGAAGCAAAGGCAUAAGAAUGGAUGGGCAGAAUCCAAACCAAAAGCAACAACGACUUCCUUUGGUAUCUGUGGACAAAAUCUGACAGAAGAUAAACAUCUUUGCUGUGUAGGCAAGAGAGAAGAGCGGGUGUGGUCGAGUGACCGAUGAUCUUGGGUCUGACUCUGAAAUCAUGGCUGAGCUCAAGAAGACCUCUGCUCCUUUUUUUUUUUGGUUGAGUGGCUUGUUUUUAAUGUUGGUCAUUUAUGGAUUUUUACUUGUGAGGUCCCUCAAGCAGUUCUCCCAACAGGCAACAGGGAAGUCUCUAAAUACAGAAAUAAUCCUUAUGAUCCUUCCAUCUCUUAGCCUCGGUUCGUUUCCUGUAAAAACAUUUCCUGUAAAAAAAACACCACAAGAACAAUAGAUAUAGUAUAUAACACAGAAUGAGGAAAAUAAGCCACCAUGCUUAGGCUGACAACAAUAAACUAGCUCCAGGCUUUUAGUUCACCUUUAAUAUAAUACUCAAAGUGCAAGUAAUGUGAAGUUAGUGCAAAUACACAAAGCUCCCACCCAAAAUAUAUAAACAUGUUACUGAUCCAAGGAAGCUCCAAAUACAUAAAGCAUAAAUGUGUGUGUGUGUGUGUGUGUGUGUGUGUGUGUGUGUAUCUCAAGCAGUCAUGACAGUAAUGCAGUAUUCAUAGUCUUAAAGUGGCAAUGCAUUAAUUCCAGAAUCACCCAGUAUUAAAUGACAGCCACCACUUUUCAGUUCCAAAUAUGAUGCUUCAU
Molecule: messenger RNA, 1401 nt
Organism: Sphaerodactylus townsendi
Lineage: Eukaryota; Metazoa; Chordata; Lepidosauria; Squamata; Sphaerodactylidae
Exons: 4
Source: RefSeq, a predicted model, not a curated record